GUUUGGUUAGGCCUCGAGUAUCUGGCGUCACGACUCAGCACAGCACGAAGCACCUCGGCGGACGACACGUCUGACGACGACGACACCAUCCCUUACUUCACCUCUCCCCGAGCCCAACACCGUUGGCACUUUCCACAACCCACUCCAUCAUGGUCUCAUCAAUAUUGACAGCCACGGCCGUCGCGGCUUCAUUAUGGUCGCUGGCGUCCGCCGGCUCGGCGGCCUCGGCCUCGUCCACCAUCGUGGCCAUCGCAACACCAACCUACACCGGAGUCCGCAACGCAAUGACAUACGAGGGGUGCUUCAGCACAGGAGAUCCUCUAGAAGACCAUGGCCCAGCGACUUUCCAGACGGCAGGCAACUGUCAACCCAUCUGUCUGGGUCUCGGCAAGGCGGUUAUGGGUCUGGUUGAUGGCAGCAACUGCUUCUGCGGUGACCUCCUCCCUCCUGCCGAUACAAAAGUGGACAACGACCUUUGCAACACGCCUUGCAACGGCUAUGACAAGGACAACUGCGGCGGAAACGGUUAUUGGAUGGUUUCGCUCACAGGUAUCAACCACAACAAAAUUGCAAACUUCGAUCCAUCUUCAUCGUCAUCGUCAUCAUCGAGCACGGCUGCACCAGCAAGCAAGACCUCACCACCAGCACAAUCCGUAACACUCGGCGCGUCGACCGUGGUCAUCACAGCGUCUGACGCAGCCGCAACUACCCCAGUGACGAAAAAGAGCUCAAGUGGACCCAACAAAGCCGCCAUCGCCGCAGGCGUCGUUGUCGGUGUUGUAGCCCUAGCAGCCAUCAUUGCUGGUAUCGUGCUCGGCCUCAAAUUCAAGCGUCGUCGCGAAGUCGAAGAGGAAUACAGACGCCAAGCAGCGGUCAACAACUUCGUCGGAUCUAGCAAACUUCAUACUAGCAACUCAUCAAUGAACGACUCAAGACUCGACCCCGAGGUCAUGAUGAGGAGGCAGAGCGAUGGUAGUAUCGCUGACAACCAAGACUAUUCGCGGCGGAUAUUGAAAGUCACAAAUCCAGAUGGACACUAGCGCGGCAACUUGACGAUAACGAUUUUCUCCUGUCCUGCCAUUAUCAAUUGCUCAAGCGCCUUUGUUCCUCCGGAUUCUAGCGACGAUUCCAACUCAUCCCCGCGAACGAUCGAUGACACUAUCCUCGUGUCCCUCUCCUCCACCUCCCUUGUAUUAUGUCCUGGCAUUG
Messenger RNA from Mytilinidion resinicola, 1209 nucleotides. RefSeq lists its product as uncharacterized. Lineage: Eukaryota; Fungi; Ascomycota; Dothideomycetes; Mytilinidiales; Mytilinidiaceae. The record is from RefSeq and is a predicted model, not a curated record. The coding region runs from base 150 to 1040 and encodes 296 amino acids. The transcript is spliced from 3 exons.